Mustela lutreola (European mink) is the source of this 2110-nucleotide messenger RNA. Its product is annotated as germ cell nuclear acidic protein-like. Bases 235 to 1929 code for a protein of 564 amino acids. The record is from RefSeq and is a predicted model, not a curated record. The transcript is spliced from 3 exons. NCBI's taxonomy places the organism in Eukaryota, Metazoa, Chordata, Mammalia, Carnivora, Mustelidae.
CGAGCUCGGGUGACGCGACGCUCACGUGAUCGUCGGGGCGCAGAUGUGGGCACCAGUCUGGGAGCCCGCCCUCUUCCCCUGCGGUCGGAUCCGGAGCGGUCUGCAAGCUCCUAAUUGUUGCUCCAGGUUCUUUGAGGUCUGCGUGUCGGUUCUCAGCACUCUGGAAGGCUAGAAAAGGAGGAGGAAUCUGUUCAGAAUCCCUGCAGGACAGGAGAAGGAGAGGGAAAUCUCAACAUGGAAAAACUCUGCAGUGAAAAUGAUGGAAUGGCUGAGAACGAAGAAAAGAUGGAAUACAAAGAACAGUCACAAGAUGCAGGAAAGCCGGAAGUAGCCUGUACUAUGGAAAACAAGGAAAAGUUAGAAAAAGAGACAAUGACAGAAGAUGAGGAGAUACUAAAGGAUAAAGAAAAGCCAGAGAGUGUGACACAGCCAAAAGAUGGAAACCCGGAGAGCGAGGGAGAGCGGGAGAGUGAGGAAGAGCCGGAGAGCGAGAGCGAGGCAGAGCCGGAGAGCGAGGCAGAGCCGGAGAGCGAGGCAGUGCCAGUGAUGAAGGCAAUGCCGGUGAGCGAGGGAACGCCGGAGAGGGAGGCAGUGCCCGUGAUGGAGGCAGUGCCGGUGAUGGAGGCAAUGCCGGUGAGCGAGGGAAAGCCGGAGAGCGAGGCAGAGCCGGUGAUGGAGGCAAUGGCGGUGAGCGAGGGAAAGCCGGAGAGCGAGGCAGAGCCGGUGACGGAGGCAGUGGCGGAGAGCAAGGCAGAGCCGGUGACGGAAGCAAUGGCGGUGAGCGAGGGAAAGCCUGAGAGGGAGAGAAAGCCGGAGAGCGAGGGAAAGCCGGGGAGCGAGGCAAUGCCGGAGAGCGAGGCAAUGUGGGUGAUGGAGACAAUGCCGGUGAGCGAGGGAAAGCCAGAGAGCGAGGCAAUGCCCAUGAUGGAGGGAAAGCCAGAGAGCGAGGCAAUGCCCAUGAUGGAGGGAAAGCCAGAGAGCGAGGCAAUGCCCAUGAUGGAGGGAAAGCCAGAGAGCGAGGCAAUGCCCAUGAUGGAGGGAAAGCCAGAGAGCGAGGCAAUGCCCAUGAUGGAGGCAAUGCCGGUGAGCGAGGCAAUGCCCGUGAUGGAGGCAGUGCCCAUGAUGGAGGCAAUGCCGGUGAGCGAGGCAAUGCCGGAGAGGGAGAGAAAGCCAGAGAGUGAGGCAAUGCCCGUGAGCAAGGGAAAGCCGGAAAGCGAGGGAAAGCAAGUGAACGAGGGAAAGCCAGAAGAAGGAGGAAAAUCAGUAAGCAAGGGAAAGUCACAUGAAGAAGGAAAACCAGUGGGUGAGGGAAAGCCAAAAGAAGAAGGAAAACCAGUGGGUGAGGGAAAGCCAAAAGAAGAAGGAAAACCAGUGGGUGAGGGAAAGCCAAAAGAAGAAGGAAAACCAGUGGGUGAGGGAAAGCCAAAAGAAGAAGGAAAACCAGUGGGUGAGGGAAAGCCAAAAGAAGAAGGAAAACCGGUGAAUGAGGGAAAACCAAAAGAAGGAAAAUCAGUGAGUGAGGGAAAGCCCAAAGAAGAAGGAAAACCAGUGAAUGAGGGAAAGCCAGUGAAUGAGGAGAAGCCAAAAGAAGAAAAGCCAGCCAUGGAACCAAGGGUUGCAGGAAAGCGCCCAGCUGGGGAUGAUGUACCCAGGAAGGCUAAAAGAAAAACCAACAAGGGGCUGGCUCAGUGUCUCAAGGAAUAUAAGGAGGCCAUACACGAUAUGCAUUUGAGCAAUGAGGAGAUGAUAAGAGAAUUUGACGAGAUGGCCCGGGUAGAGGAUGAGGUGAAGAAAACCAGACAGAAAUUGGGGGGGUUUAUGUGGAUGCAAAAAAGUUUACAGGACCCCUUUCACCCGAGGGGCCCAAGGGAACUCAGGGGUGGAUGCAGGGCCCCACAGAGGGGCUUUGAAGACAUUCCUUUUGUGUAGUGCCCCUGGCAGGCAUUUGCCUAGGCCUUGUGCUUUAACCUUAUACUAAUACUUGCUUUAGCUAUCACUCUUGUACCUAACUGCAGCCUUCAAUGUUUCAGUAGCAGAUUUUUGUCCAUUGCAUGGAAAAAUGUUUAUGGCAUAUUGUAAAAUUAAAAAGAAAAAAGUUUGUUGAACCAUA